Molecule: messenger RNA, 2071 nt
Organism: Ylistrum balloti
Lineage: Eukaryota; Metazoa; Mollusca; Bivalvia; Pectinida; Pectinidae
Product: X-ray repair cross-complementing protein 5-like
Exons: 20
Coding region: 59-1876 (605 amino acids)
Biological process (GO): telomere maintenance; double-strand break repair via nonhomologous end joining; cellular response to X-ray
Cellular component (GO): Ku70:Ku80 complex; nucleus
Molecular function (GO): damaged DNA binding; DNA helicase activity; telomeric repeat DNA binding
Source: RefSeq, a predicted model, not a curated record
CAACUUUUGUACUGGUACACAACAGACCCAGUAUCUGCUCCACUGAUAUUACAAGGCAAUGGCAGAUUUUGGAUUUGCGCGCUUUGGGGAGGAUGAAGAAAAUGAUGAGGAUGAAUAUGAUCCACAGACUCGAUGGGGAAUGAAGGAUGGAUUGAUAUUGCUGAUAGACUGUUCAAAAUCCAUGUUUGAUGAGGGAGACGAUGAUGAAGAUAGCCAUUUUCAAUUGUGUUUAAGGUGUGCAAAGACAACAUUACAGAACAAGAUCAUUAGCAGUGAUAAAGAUCUGAUGGGCAUUGUCUUCUUUGGAACAGAAAAGUCAUCCAACCCAAGUGAAUUUAAACAUAUCUUUAUCUAUCAGGAGCUGGACCAGCCUGGUGCUCCCAGGAUUUUGAAUCUGGAGGAUUUGAUAGAAGAAUCACCAAAAAUAUUCUCCAAGGAGUAUGGUCAUAACACUGGAUUCUCCCUACAUGAAGCACUAUGGACUUGUCAGAAUAUGUUCUCUAACAGUCCUCAAAGAGUAAAUUCUAAGAGAGUAAUGUUGUUUACGAAUAAUGACAACCCACAUGCUGCUUCACAACAAUUACAGAGACAGGCAAGGACAAAAGCCAGUGACUUGGCCGAGACAGGCAUCGAUUUGGAAUUGAUGCAUUUACAAAAACCGGGAGAGAGUUUUGAUGUUUCCAAGUUCUAUAAGGAUUUGUUGUUUACAUCUGAUGAUGAAUUGACAGACCUUCCCGACCCGGCGGAGCGCAUGGAAGAACUUCUGAACAGAGUUCGAAGUAAAGACCACAAAAAAAGAGCUUUAAGAAGGAUUCAGCUAACACUUGGUGAAGGUCUUAGUCUUGGAGUUGGAGUGUAUGGAUUAGUUAGGUCCUGUCCCAAACCGUAUGGCGUUAAACUCAACAGGGAAACAAAUGAGGAGCUGCAGAGUCACUCAAAGACUUACCUCAAGGACACGGGAGAGGUACUUAUGCCGCAGGACCUGAAGAAAGCCCAGACCUAUGGUGGGCGUCAGAUACUGUUUGAGAAUGAUGAAGUUGCUGAAAUCAAGAGAUUUGGAGAGUCGGGAUUACAAUUGAUGGGCUUUAAGCCACGCAGCAAACUGAAGAAGUAUUAUCAUGUGAAGCCUGCACAGUUCCUGUACCCAGAUGAGAGUACGGUGAUUGGUAGUACCACAUUAUUUACUGCCUUGCUGAAGAAGUGCCUGGAGCGAGAUGUGUUCCCUUUGUGUCGAUACAUCCCUGGUAAAAACAUGGCACCACGAUUUGUGGCACUUCUACCACAGGUUGAAGAAGUUGAUGAGCACAAGGUACAGGUCACACCUCCAGGAUUCCAUGUCAUCUUCCUUCCGUUUGCUGAUGAUUUCCGUAGAGUGAAACUCGAGGAUGCUCCCCGAGCCAACAUGGAUCAGAUCGACAAGGCAAAGGAAUUGGUAAAGAAACUCCAAUUCAAGUUUACAAGUGAGAGUUUUGAAAACCCAGUCCUUCAGAAGUAUUGGCGGAAUAUUGAGGCCCUUGCUCUCGAUCGGGAUGCACCUGAAGAAAUGACUGACUACACAAUGCCCAAUGAAAAAGGAAUGGAAAAACGGGCAGGAAAGAUUAUACAGGAGUUCAAAGACCUCAUAUUUCCUGACGGGUAUGAACCAGGUGUAAAAAGAAAAGCUCCAGCGAGUGCUGCUGAUGCUGCUGCUAAGAAAGCUAAAAUGGAGGGCGCUAUGGCGAUGUUGGAUGUUAAGAAAGAGGCCCAGGAAGGCCGGUUGGGCAAGUUAACAGUGGCAGUAUUGAAAGAAUUGAUUAAGCGUGAAGGUAUUCCAGCAUCAGGAUCAAAGAAAGCAGAUUUGAUAGAUUGCAUUAACAGUUAUUAUGGUGUGUCAUAAGUUUGUAUCAUAAACUUCUACCAGGGUUUCCCUUCACUGGUUCUGUAGAUCAGACUGGAUGGCAAUACAAAGUGUUAUAGGACAUGAAGAGUAAAGAUGUCUUGCCAUGUCAUUGUUAGAGAGGUUGAUGUAAAAAUGCUGUUUGUACAAAUGUAUAUAUUUUCUGAUCUAUACAUUAAAGACUUUUUUAACGGA